CGACGAUCUCCCACUCGAUCCUCCUCCUCGUUCGCCUCCGCGACCUACCUUCGUCAUCAGUACGCCCACUCGACCUACCUUCGUCAUCAGUACGCCCACUCGACCUACCUUCGUCAUCAGUACGCCCACUCGACCUACCUUCGUCAUCAGUACGCCCACUCGGCCGCCAGUCACUCCCUCCCACGAGCAGCCGCCCGUCUCCGCUCCUCUCGGCAGCGCGAGGUGGGGAGAGGAGGAGAGGGGUGGUGGGGCGAGGUGACGCGAGGGAGAGCAGCGACGACCGAGGGGGAGAAGGGGAGUAUAUUUAGGAGGUCCAGAAGUAGCGGAAUACGAUGA
This is a messenger RNA of Schizophyllum commune H4-8, 336 nucleotides long. RefSeq lists its product as uncharacterized. NCBI's taxonomy places the organism in Eukaryota, Fungi, Basidiomycota, Agaricomycetes, Agaricales, Schizophyllaceae. The record is from RefSeq and is a predicted model, not a curated record. The annotation marks the transcript as partial. The transcript has a single exon.